CCAAUUUCCUGAUCAAGGGCAAAAACCAAAACUUCAUAUUGAUCAAACAACCCUCAGCCAUGGCUUCCAUCAGCAAUUACGUCUUCUCAACCUGCAAACUCUCUCCACCGAAAAGACCCAUCUCAAUUUCAACCCCCUUAUCCUUCUCUUCAUCUAAAUGUUUCACUCAAUCAAGAAACAGUCAUGUACUGAUCAAAUCCAUCGCAGAGGACAGGGAAGUGGUUACGGAAAAGAUUAGCAUCUCCGAUCUCAAACAAGACGAACAAAGUGGAAAUGGAUUGGAAGGGGGAGACAAGGAAUUUGUUGUUCGAGAUGGGUCGGAAGAAAUUGAUAGAUUUAUGGGUAAAGCAGUUAAUGCUUCUAUUGUUCUUGGUUUUGGUACUCUUGCUGUCACUAGGCUGCUCACCAUCGAUCAUGAGUAUUGGCAUGGAUGGACCCUUUAUGAGAUACUAAGAUAUGCUCCUGAGCACAAUUGGAUUGCUUAUGAAGAAGCUCUUAAAGAAAAUCCUGUUUUGGCUAAGAUGAUGAUAAGUGGUAUUGUUUACUCUAUAGGCGAUUGGAUUGCACAAUGUUACGAAGGGAAGCCUCUAUUUGAGUUCGACAGGACUCGGUUGUUUCGAUCAGGGCUUGUGGGAUUCACUCUCCAUGGAUCUCUUUCCCAUUUCUAUUACCAAAUAUGCGAGGCUCUUAUCCCUUGGAAAGACUGGUGGGUAGUUCCAGCAAAAAUUGCGUUUGACCAAACAGUAUGGUCAGCAAUUUGGAACAGCAUCUAUUUUGUGGUUUUGGGAUUAUUACGAUUUGAGUCCCCCACCAAUAUAUCAAAUGAACUCAAAGCAACAUUCUUCCCCAUGUUAACAGCGGGAUGGAAGCUAUGGCCAUUUGCACAUUUAAUAACAUAUGGUGUAGUUCCUAUUGAGCAAAGACUUCUUUGGGUGGAUAGUGUUGAGCUUGUGUGGGUAACGAUACUUUCCACAUACUCCAAUGAGAAAUCGGAAGCACGGAUUUCAGAUACACAAGGAGACAUAGACACGCCUUCUUCAUCAACAAACAUCUCGGAGUCGGAGGAAUAGUUAUGAAGAAUUUGCAAAACUCAGCAGGCGGAUGGGGGGUGGAUGAUCAAAGAAACAAUAAUCAUUGAUUGUAUGUUGUUUUUUGGAAAUAAUUGUUUAAAGGAUGCGUGGCUAAGCUUUACAUGUAAUCCUUGUUGUAAAAGAUAGAAUCAUAGAAUGAUUAUAUUUAGAAUGUUUAUAUUGUAUGAGUAAAUAUGAUAAAUAUAGGAUUUAAUGAUUAUACCAUUAA
Lactuca sativa (garden lettuce) is the source of this 1299-nucleotide messenger RNA. RefSeq lists its product as uncharacterized. Lineage: Eukaryota; Viridiplantae; Streptophyta; Magnoliopsida; Asterales; Asteraceae. Gene Ontology annotation, cellular component: cytoplasm; membrane. The record is from RefSeq and is a predicted model, not a curated record.